This is a messenger RNA of Labrus bergylta (ballan wrasse), 2524 nucleotides long. Its product is annotated as calphotin. The record is from RefSeq and is a predicted model, not a curated record. Lineage: Eukaryota; Metazoa; Chordata; Actinopteri; Labriformes; Labridae.
UAGGCUGGAUUGUGAUAGCGACAGAUGUCUAGAAAACUGUGAGCGGGCACUCCUCACUUACAACACAGUCCUACACUGAACCUCGGAGAGCAGGGGCGGAAUCUGCAGCUGUCACUCCAAAGGUUUACCUCUAUUAUCACACAUCCAGCCGGACCUUGGAGAAGAAGAGGCACAAGUGAUCACUCUGUGGAAAUAACCUACAGGAGAGACCAUGGGAGGCAAACUGAGCAAGAAGAAGAAGGGAUAUGAUGUGAGCGACCCAAAAGAUGCUAAAAAUGAGGCCCCAGCAAAAGCUGCAGUUGCAGAGGAGUCUGCUGUAGUGGAGGCUGAAGCCGCACCUACACAAGAAACGUUGCCAGCUGAAGCAAAUAAUGUAGUAGAGGAAUCUGUGGGGUCAGCUGUGGCAGCAACAACAGAAGCUGUACAAGCUCCAGAAGAGCCCAAAUCUGCACCUCCAGAGGAACCAACCGCUCCAGUAGAAGAACCAGUUGCUCCCUCUGAUGAACCAGCUCCAGUAGCAGAAGAACCAGUUUCAGCAGCUGUGGAGACCGCUCCUGUGGUAGAGGAGGUAGCGGUAAUUGCAGAAGAACCAGCUGUAGCAGUUGAAACAGCUCCUGUAGCAGAAGAACCAGCGGCAGCAGUUGAAACAGCUCCUGUAGCAGAAGAACCAGCGGCAGCAGUUGAAACAGCUCCUGUAGCAGAAGAACCAGCGGCAGCAGCAGAGGAGGUAGCUGCAGUUGCAGAAGAAUCAGCUGCAGCAUUAGAACCAGCUGAUGUAACGGAAGAACCAGCUGCAGCAGUGGAGGUGGAAGCUCCAGUUGCAGAAGUACCAGCUCUAGUAGCAGAAGAACCAACUGCAGCUGCACAACCAUCUCCAGUAGAAGAACCUGCUGUAGCUGCAGAGGAGGUAGCUGCAGCAGCAGCAGCAGAGGUGUCGGCCCCAGUAGUAGUAGUAGUAGAAGAACAAGCCCCACUAGAGCUCCCACAGGCUACAGUAACAGAACCAGACAUCCCAGAACCUGCACCUGAAGAACUCCCUGUAGAAGAACCAGUUGCAGUUGUCGAAGCUGUUUCAGAGCCAGAAAUUAUUCCUGCCAGCACAGAGGACCAAGAGCCCAUCCAAGAGAUUGUUACUGAGCCAGAAGUAAUUGUGGUGGAGACAGUAUUGCCUACUCCUGUCCCUGAACCAGAGGCAGUGGCUGAACCAGAGCCAAUCGUUGAGCCAGUGCAAGAACCAGAGCCAAUCGUUGAGCAAGUGCAAGAACCAGAGCCAGAGCCAGAGCCAGAGCCAGAACCUGUACCAAAGCAAGCUGAGCAAGUACUCGAGCUGGAGCCUGAGCAAAAGGCUGAUGCAUUGGAAUCUGCAGCAGAAGUUGAAGUGGUUGUGCCGGUACCAGUAGUAGCCACAUCUGACAUUACUGAAGCACCCCAGGUAUUGGAGACUGCUGCAGCUGAGGUCCCCCUUGAACCUCAGCCUGUGGAAGAGCCAUCCAUUGCUAUAGAGGCCUUGAGCACUGAGGCGGCAGCUGAGCCAGAAGCAGCAGAACCUGUCCCUGAGAUUGUCAUCUCUGAGUCCAUCUCUACAAGCGAAAUUUGCGAAAUUUCCACAGAGGUAGCUCAAGCCCCCGUGGAAGAGGUACCUUUCCCAGAGCCUGAGGUAGAAACCAAGAUGGAAAAUGGGAAUUUAGAGAGCCCUUCUAUUACAGAGGAUGUGGUGCAAGUAGAAGCACUCCCUACUGUGAAUGGAGAUUGUACAGAUUCUGCUUCCACACCGGUGGAGGAAUGCAUAAAUGGUGGUGAGGAGACGCCAACCAAGCAGCAGAGUGACAUUGAACUGAAAAAGGAGGUGAACCUGAGUGGGGAUGUCCAGGAAGUUCCAGAUUCAGUCCCCGACAUAGUGGAGCCUCUCAGCACUGAGGUCACCCAGGCAGUCUGAAGCGAAUCCAUCAUUCAAAUCAGUGUGAAUUCAAUUGAAUCCCCUGAUGGCAAGAGAGUCAUCAAGGUAUCACAAACACAGCUAGGCUUUCUGGAAUGCUGUAACCACCGCAAUGUCUAUAAUGGUAACUCAGGCAAAAGGAUGUUUUCUGUCGAGUAACCAAAAAUGAAAUGCAACCACUUGAGGAUUGAAACAGAGAGGGAGAGACAGAUAGCGAGAUAGAGGAAGUUAAAGAUGUGUAGAGAGGAGAGUUGAGUUUGAAGUUUGAGGGUGAGUGUUGACAAACUGUGAAACUGGAUAGCAGAGCAAAAAUACUGGACAGUAAAUAUAAUUAUAAUUAAAAGAAGAAAAAAAAGAUAAAAUCUGUCUUUGUGUGUGAGCCCAAUGAAUAUUAUGAAGUGGUCUAUUGGAACAGCAUUCAUUAUUAGUAUGUUAUCUGAUUUAGAAUGUCAUAUAUCCUUUCUAUAACUAUAUGCAAAGUCAUGGCAUAAAUGUUUUGGCCUUUUAUAACAAUGGUACCUGUGAGGAGUGUUCAUUUGAAACUGAUUGUUCGGAAUAGAGAAUAAAAAGAGAUUGUUAUAGCCUAAA